AGACGAGUCAAGAGCGGCCGCUAAAGUUACCCCGUCCAUUCCAUCAGCCGCUGCGUCAGUGGCCAUGUCGGAUCCACCCACCCACCACCAAAACCAGUAGGCAAUACUGCUGCUACCUGCUGGGACUCGGCGGCGACGGCGACUUUCGGCGGCGGCGCGCGCCAUGAAGAAUUUCUUCAGGAAGCUUCACAUCGGGGAGGGGUCGGGAGAUGGGGCGUCGACGCCUCCCCCUCCGCCCUCCUCCCGCAAGGGCAGCGGCGGCGGCGGAGGAGGAGGUGCGGCUCAUCAUCAUCAUCCCCUCCCCGAGCAGAGGCAGCAGCAGCCGCCCUCGGUGGUGUCGACCUGGCUUGACUCCGUCCCCAGCCGCCCCCCGCCCCCUACGCCGCCGACCCCCGCGGAAUCGGACGGUUCGUCGGCCUCCGCGUCCGCGUCGUCGGUAGCGAUGGGGGCGGAGGAGAGGAGGCAACCAGGGGCUGCUCAUCGGAGGCAGCAACCGCCCGCGGCUGGUGACAACAGGAGGCGAACGCAGGAGGAGGAAAUGGAGAGGAGGCAGUCGCAGGAGGAGGAGAUGGAGCGGGAGAGGCGGCGGUCGCAGGAGGAGGACGCGGUGGAGGAGAGGGUGAUACGGGAGUCGUCGGAGGCGGAGGAGAGGAAGCGGGAGCGGGAGAAGGAGGAGGACGACCUGGAGGAGUUCCAGCUGCAGCUGGUGCUGGAGAUGAGCGCGCGGGACAAUCCCGAGGAGAUGGAGAUCGAGGUCGCCAAGCAGAUGAGCCUCGGCUUCUGCCGCUCUGCCAGCUCCCCCGCGGAGGUCCUCGCUGCCCGAUACUGGAAUUUCAAUGCCCUUGGCUAUGAUGAUAAAAUAUCAGAUGGCUUUUACGAUCUCUAUGUCAUCGGGAAUGGACCGGCGUCAAUAAACAUGCCCUCUCUUACUGAUCUGCGAGCGCAGCCACUUUCACAUAAUAGCGUAAACUGGGAAGCUGUAUUGGUCCACAGAGGUGAAGAUCCCCAGCUUAUGAAACUUGAGCAAAAGGCGUUAAUGACUGCAAUUGAACUUCGGUCGAGGACUUCAGAAUUUGUUGGCAAUAUUUUGGUUCAGGAACUUGCUAGUCUAGUUGCUAACCACAUGGGUGGACUUAUUUCUGAUCCUGAGAAAAUGUCGGUGAAAUACCAGAAUAUGAUCAGAUCCCUGAGAACACGUAUUGGAAGUGUAGUUGUGCCUCUUGGCCAAUUAAAAACUGGUCUAGCUCGUCACCGUGCCCUACUAUUUAAGGUUUUGGCUGAUAGCCUUGAUGUCCCUUGUCGACUCCUGAAAGGAAGGCAGUACACAGGAUCAGAUGAUGGGGCUUUGAACAUUGUGAAAUUCGACGAUGGAAGGGAGUUCAUUGUUGAUCUCGUGACAGAACCUGGUACAGUUAUUCCUUCAGAUGCUGCUGUUUUGUCUACAGAAUGUGAAGACAGUUCCUUCUCAGAUAAUCAUCAGUUAAGCAAAGCUGAUACAGCCAAUCAGUUGGGAUCUUCUUAUGGUGGAGUUUCAAAUUCUGCAUAUGAUUCUUCUGAGUAUGAGUUACUUGAGAGGAGAUCGACAUCUAGUAACUUUGGUCCUUAUGAUACCGAUGGACCUGCAACUACUCAGACAAGCAACCAACAAAAUAUUCUAUCUAGUUCAUUUGAGAAUUUAUCAGUUAGCACAUUCCCUGUGGCUCCAAACAACAAAGAAAAAUCAGUUGGAGCAAAUAACUCUUUAUCAACUUCACCUUCUUCCCCAGAAGUGGGCAGUGGUACAGGUGUCCGCAGGAUGAAAGUAAAGGAUAUCUCAGAGUACAUGAUUAAUGCUGCCAGAGAAAAUCCACAAUUAGCUCAGAAGAUCCAUGAGGUUUUACUUGAAAAUGGAGUAGUGGCACCACCUGACUUGUUUUCAGAAGAUUCAAUGGAAGAGCCGAAGGACCUCAUCGUGUGUGACACCACCCUGUUUCAAAACAAGGAUGAAAUGAAAAGGAGGAUGAAUGAGCUUGGGUCAAGGGAAUAUGCUGAUCGUGGUCAUGGACCAUCAUUGCCUCUUCAUCCUGGGCAUGAGUUCCAAUCAAAAGUUGCUCCUCACCGGGCACCUGUGGACUCACUUAAGCCUAUCGAGGGUUUGGGCAUAUACCAUCCUCCGGAUAUCCGAGAUAACGCAUCUCCUUAUCCUCCUCAUUAUGAACCUUCAGCACCUCCUCAGGAAGCUCUGCCACAGCUCUCAAAGCAAUUACCUGUUACUGCUGCUGCUGUUGCAACUGCUGCAGUGGUAGCGUCUUCAAUGGUUGUGGCUGCUGCAAAAUCUAACAGUGAUAUGAAAUUUGACGUUCCUGUUGCAGCUGCAGCCACUGUUACUGCAGCUGCAGUUGUUGCAACAACCGCUGCUGUUAGCAAGCAAUAUGAACACUCGGAGCCUGGUAAUCAGCUGUUCAGUUUACCGAGCCGCUCUGAAGGAAAUGAUUCAAUUGAGAAAGCUGCAGAUGACUUUUGGGAUAAACAGCACCUUGAAAUUGGUCAUGGCCAAGAUAACUCUCUAGAUCAAGAAAAGGAUUCAGUUGAAGUUCCUCAGGAAGCCGAAAGAACCUCAGACAAAUCAAGCGGGACAGAAAGUGCAAAAUCUGAUGUUGCUCUGGAAGAAGUCGCAGAGUUUGAAAUGCAAUUGGAAGAAAUUGCAAUUGGUGAACGGAUUGGACUUGGAUCAUUUGGGGAAGUUUAUAGAGGAGAAUGGCAUGGGACGGAAGUUGCCGUCAAGAAAUUUUUGCAACAAGAUAUUUCAAGCGAUGCUCUGGACGAAUUUAGAGCUGAGGUGCGAAUAAUGAAGCGGUUGCGUCAUCCUAAUGUUGUUCUCUUCAUGGGUGCCAUCACUCGUGUGCCUAACCUUUCCAUCGUCACCGAAUUUCUUCCAAGAGGUAGCUUGUUCCGGUUGAUUCAUCGACCUAACAACCAGUUGGAUGAAAAGAGGCGCUUAAGAAUGGCACUUGAUGUGGCUCGUGGUAUGAAUUAUCUGCAUAAUUGCACACCAGUUAUAGUCCAUCGGGAUCUGAAAUCUCCAAAUCUACUGGUUGACAAGAAUUGGGUUGUGAAGGUUUGUGAUUUUGGUCUAUCAAGAAUGAAGAACAAUACCUUCCUGUCAUCAAGAUCAACAGCUGGAACAGCGGAGUGGAUGGCACCUGAAGUACUACGUAACGAACCAUCUGAUGAGAAAUGCGAUGUUUUCAGUUACGGGGUCAUACUGUGGGAACUUUGUACGUUACAACAGCCUUGGGAAGGUAUGAACGCCAUGCAAGUUGUUGGCGCAGUUGGAUUCCAGAGUCGUCGCCUUGAUAUUCCAGACAACACCGACCCCGCCGUAGCAGAAAUCAUAACACAAUGCUGGCAGACGGACCCAAGGAAGCGACCAUCAUUUGCGGAUAUCAUGGCUGCAUUAAAACCAUUACUGAAGACCUUGCCGGUCAAUCAAGCACCAAGGCAGAGAGUACAGCAACCAGACGUGUAAAUAAACGAAAGAUCAGCAGCCGCCCAACGUCCGUGGCUUCAGGAUUGUUUUUUUGUACAGUUACAUACACCAAAUGCGUGUGCAGAGUAAAUAGCGUGAUGAUGUAAGGUUUAGCAAGUGGCAUGAGCCAAUCGUGAAGACCGGCGCUAUUGGACCAUGUAACAGUCGGACAAAGGAACUGGCAUGGCGGGCGGGCUGGCAGGCGGAACAGGGGCUUUUGUUCAUACUCCGUUUUCUUCUCG
Brachypodium distachyon (stiff brome) is the source of this 3750-nucleotide messenger RNA. Its product is annotated as probable serine/threonine-protein kinase SIS8. The record is from RefSeq and is a predicted model, not a curated record. Lineage: Eukaryota; Viridiplantae; Streptophyta; Magnoliopsida; Poales; Poaceae. The coding region runs from base 164 to 3508 and encodes 1114 amino acids. The transcript is spliced from 13 exons. Gene Ontology annotation, molecular function: ATP binding; protein kinase activity. Gene Ontology annotation, biological process: protein phosphorylation.